AUGGAUAAGUGGAAAGCUUUCACCUUGUCAAAAGAAGAAGAGGAAGGGGUGGUAGCGGAUGAAGAAGAGAUUAUUGAAGAUGAAUCAAUACAAAGAACUCUUGCUGGGAAAUUGUGGACAGAGAGCAGUUUCAAUACCAGAGCUUUUAAGACUACAAUGCUCAACGCGUGGAAGUUGAAGCAUGCGGUGGAAGUCCAAGAUCUGAGUAAGAACCUAUUCCUUUUCAAGUUCAGCUCGAAGAGGGAUAUGGAGUACGUUCUUAAAGCUGGGGCAUGGAGCUUCGACAGAUCGCUGCUGGUCCUAAACCGCAUUUCGGGAGAAGAACAACCUUCAGAUCUAAGCAUGCACUAUAGCUCUUUUUGGGUGAGAAUCUACGACCUACCCCUUAUGCUUAGAUCCGAAACCAUGGCGAAGAAAUUAGGAGGUAUUGUUGGUACCUUUGAAGAAAUGGACAUUAAGGAAGCUCACAGAAAUGGGAGGUUCCUGCGUAUCAAAGUCAUGGUGAAUCUGAAGGAGCCGCUGAAGCGUGGCACGGUGGUUACUUUCAAGGAGAAGAAAAUAAGGGUCCACUUCAAAUAUGAGAGAUUGCCAACCUUUUGCUUUGUGUGUGGCAGGAUUGGACACCAGAUCAAGGAUUGUGAAGCUGUUGAGGAACUCAAUGAGGAAUGCUUUGAGGAGUUGGAGGAGCAAGACCUUGCUUAUGGACAAUGGCUACGCGCAUCCCCCCUACCUAAACUGAUGGAUGAUGGAAAGAGGAGAGAUUCAAGUUCAAGUCUAUGUAGCAGGGAGCUCUUUAAUGUGUCUUCUAGCCAAAGUCGAUGUGGAACGAAAGGAAAAGAUAGAAGUGAGGAUCUAGAGGUUCAACAAGUCAAUACGACCCCAAAUCAGCAAGCUGAAGGUGACAAGAGAAGGGAAGAAAAUACCAAUGCCGCGGUAGAUGUGGAAACAGUGGCAGAAUCAUUGGGGGCAGUAGCGUUGUCGAUCGAUAAAUCACUCCCAGUGGCCACCACGACUGAGGGUGGGGUGCAGAAACGGAAGUGGAUCAGAAGGAAGCCUUCCAAAAGUCUUAAGAAUGCUGGACCAAAAACCACGAAGCCAAGAUCAACGAAGCGACAACUCGUGGAUGUUAUGGUGGUGGAAGGAAACUUAGAGGAGUUGGGGGUGGGGGAUAAGAAGAGGAAGCAGGUUGCUGGUGACGAUAAAAAUCUCAACAUUGAACCAGAGGUGGUGUUGGCUGACCAACACCGCCUUCACCAAUGA
This is a messenger RNA of Vicia villosa (hairy vetch), 1260 nucleotides long. RefSeq lists its product as uncharacterized. Bases 1 to 1260 code for a protein of 419 amino acids. Lineage: Eukaryota; Viridiplantae; Streptophyta; Magnoliopsida; Fabales; Fabaceae. The transcript has a single exon. Gene Ontology annotation, molecular function: nucleic acid binding; zinc ion binding. The record is from RefSeq and is a predicted model, not a curated record.